AUGUCAACGUCAACUGAUGAUCUUCCUCAACGUUUGGUAUCUAUUUCAUUUCAACUUAAUCGAAUCGUUCCUAUAUUUCAACUUAUACUUGGCACGUUUGGCAAUAUUAUGAAUAUUUUCAUAUUUACUCGUCGUUCGCUUCGUACUAAUCCUUGCUCACAUUACUUUUUGGCUUCAUCAAUCAAUAAUUUGUUUGUUCUUUAUGUUGCUUUGCUUACACGUCUUCUUUCAAGUGGUUGGAAAAUUGAUCCAUCAAAUUCUAAUAUUAUUCUUUGUAAAUUAAGAAUCUUUUUUGUUUAUUCAUCUUUAUGUCUUAUACAAUGGUUUGUGGUACUUGCAAGUAUCGAUCGAUUUUUUUCAACUUGUCAUACAAUUCAAUACCGACAAUUCAGUAGUUUAAAAAUAGCUAGAAGAGCAGUUGCAUUAAUUAUUUUGAUUAUAGCUUUAGCACAUUUUCAUACAUUGAUCUGGUGGACCGUUGAUUAUAUUGAUACUGAUCUUUAUUGUAACAUUUUUAUCAGUGAAUAUGAAUUAGCCUUUCAAAUAUUUUUUCUUACUUUUUCUUGUAUGUUACCAAUUAUUCUUAUGAUUAUUUUUGGUAUAUUAAUGAUUUUAAAUGUUCGAAAACUUCAUAUUCAAAUAGCAGCACAAAAUAAUGGUGUCAGAAGCGAUCGUUCACGUUCAAAAGAUCGUCAAUUGGUUACAAUGCUAUUAGUACAAGUUAUUGCUAUGAUUUGCUGUACAGCUCCAUUUGCAACUGUUAAUAUUUUUGAUAUGAUUGUGAGAUACAUGGACAAAAUAAUAUAUAAUCCAAAAAUUAAACAAUUUUUUGACAAUAUAUGUCGAUUAAUAUUAUAUUUGAAUCCAAUGAUUGGAUUUUAUAUUUAUACAUUAUUUAGUCGAGCAUUUCGUACUGAAACCAAGCGUUUAAUUAAAAAUGGAUUUCAGUAUGUAUAUGAAAAAUCUGGCUUACAAAGAUGCUUUUUAACACAUCAACAAAAUCAAACAACAGUAUCUAAUCAACCAGCAUUGCAAUGGGUUAAAAAAGUUCGAAGCAAUCAGAAUCCGAUUAAGUAUUAA
Messenger RNA from Rotaria sp. Silwood1, 1080 nucleotides. The record is from the annotation of a GenBank genome assembly. Lineage: Eukaryota; Metazoa; Rotifera; Eurotatoria; Philodinida; Philodinidae.